CGUCGUUGCUACUCUCAAAGAAACCCCUUAUAAAAGUCCCCCAACCUGGAUGGCUACAACUAUUCUCAUAUUCUCCUAAUUAAUUUUGUUGCCAAAUUACCCAAGAGUUUUGGCCCGAAGAUCUAGAUCAGAUUUUCUUUGCGUUGCAGAUCGUAGGCUAUACUUGAUCAUCUCAAAGCUUUGCAUCUAGCUAGGGCUUUGAGUUCGAGCCUUCUGAUUUGCAAGAAGCAUCGAAAGUCGUCGUCCGGUUUGAAGGUGCGGUACUUUCUCAACUUUCUUCCAAGCGAAUAAUCUGAUCAGUCUGAAAAUGAGGAACGCUCUUCUUCAAUCGCUAUACUCUCAACUAAACAGCUUUGGAAACAAUUACGAAGCGAUCCAGGUGCCAAAUUUGGACGUCUCUAUGCAGAUUAAUAGCGAAGGGCGAAAUCUCCAUGAAAAUGGCUUUUUUAGGAAGUCCAAAAUGUUCAACAAUGAAGACCUGCAGCUGGGAAAUAAUGGAUAUGCCUAUGCAGACCCUUUUCGGUCCCUUGUUGACUAUAGCUAUCAAUCAGGUUAUCAAUCUGCAGGUGACUUUAGCUCUGCCGACAAUGUUCCUCAGCAGUCAAUGUUGCUAAACAAUCAACCUUCUUUCCCACAAUUUGAAGCCACGACAAAUGCAAGGAAACGUCCAAUUGAGGGCAAUGACGACGUCUUGUCCAAAAUAGGAACCGAUAUGGUUCGCAACGUGACGACAUUGAAUGAGUUGAAGAAGAACAAAAGAAACAAGGUGAUCACGACCUCUGAACAACAGUGGCAACACGUAAGAAGUUCAGCAUCAAUAUUAUUGGAUAACGAAGCUAAGCACAGAUUUCAUGUGCCUGUACCGAGGAGAAGCCAAAAGCUCAGUGACCAGAUCACAGCUCUUCAAAAGCUGGUCUCCCCCUACGGCAAGACUGACACUGCAUCAGUUCUUCAAGAGGCUUCUGUUUAUAUCAGGCUACUACACGAACAAGUUCAGAAUCUAUUUCAGAUGCUGAGUAGCUCAUACAAAAGUUCUGUUAGAGCUGGUCAACGACAGGAAUUAAUUGGAGAAGAGCAGCCAGACAUAAGGAGCAAAGGGCUUUGCUUGGUUCCUGUAUCAUUAAUUACUCAGAAAGUCAAAUUUAAUGGAGAUCAGCCAGCUCGUUGAUCAGUUCAACAGAUCCAUCAUGCAUAGCUAGAAAUGUGUAAUUCUAUAUAUACCUAUCAGGCAUGUUUAGCUACAGAGAAGCAUGAUUUUUUUCUUAAUUUCCCGAUCAUGAUCUACCUUAACUUCAUUCUAAUCUUUAUGCAUGAAAUUAAAAGAUUAACGCGCUGGCAUAUCAUUAAUGCACCACCCCUUCAUAUUUGAGAGAUCAAUCCUAGUUUUAGC
Juglans regia (Persian walnut) is the source of this 1390-nucleotide messenger RNA. Its product is annotated as transcription factor bHLH112-like. The record is from RefSeq and is a predicted model, not a curated record. Gene Ontology annotation, molecular function: protein dimerization activity; RNA polymerase II cis-regulatory region sequence-specific DNA binding; DNA-binding transcription factor activity, RNA polymerase II-specific. Gene Ontology annotation, cellular component: nucleus. Lineage: Eukaryota; Viridiplantae; Streptophyta; Magnoliopsida; Fagales; Juglandaceae. Gene Ontology annotation, biological process: regulation of transcription by RNA polymerase II. The coding region runs from base 308 to 1168 and encodes 286 amino acids. The transcript is spliced from 10 exons.